This is a messenger RNA of Mycena indigotica, 6690 nucleotides long. RefSeq names its product MAP kinase kinase kinase. The record is from RefSeq and is a predicted model, not a curated record. The coding region runs from base 1 to 6690 and encodes 2229 amino acids. Gene Ontology annotation, molecular function: protein kinase activity; ATP binding. Lineage: Eukaryota; Fungi; Basidiomycota; Agaricomycetes; Agaricales; Mycenaceae. Gene Ontology annotation, biological process: protein phosphorylation. The transcript has 10 exons.
AUGUCUAGCCGAAUCGCCACUCGUCGCACAAAAUACCAACCUACUCUUCCAGUUCCUCCUGUGCCCCCAGUGCCCCCAAUGCCGUCGCGCUCUCCAGCCCCCUCCUCAUCGUCAUCACAAGACCAAAGCUUGUCUUCACCACACAGGAAAGAGAAGUCGUUACCUCUACGGACUGUCAACUCUCCCGCACCGUCCUACUAUGAAGAUGACCCACGUCCAUUGCCUCCAUAUCCUAUAUCGAAUUCGCCACCAUCUUCGACUGGAUGGGUUGCUUCAUCCGAUACCAAAGCUACUACAGUUCUUGGCGCUCCUCCACAAUACCCUGAACCACAUAGGUCAGGCUACUAUCACACGCCGGCCCUUUCUCCUUCUGUCUCCCGAGCCAGCAUGUCCCGCUCAAUAUCAACCGCGUCUUCAUCUAUGACCAGUCUCCCAUCCAUAACUGACUCGCUUCCGCUUCAUCCUCCCCCCGAAUUAUUUCGAAUGCGGUCAGGUUCGGACGCGAGUUCCCAUCCGCCAUAUUACGCUCCUCCGUCUAGGCUUAGACUACCAAUAUCACCUGGCGCACCCAUUUCGACUCAGCAGUAUCAAACUAGACCUUACCAAGCUACGCCUUCCACUCGUUCAAUUUCACCGCAAGCCGAUGCGAUUUCGGUGGUUCCACGAACGGUCCCUCUCUCACUAAAUGUUAAUCGACAAUUGGCCACACCAAUAACACCAUCUAGUACUUCUCCGCCAUCGGCUCCGGCUGCCUUCGUGUACCCGUCUGCCCGUACGAGAGCGCGACCUAGCGGAACUCCAAGCUCCGGAUUCAAAUUUCGCGGGAAAAGGAAAACCAAGGCAACGCCAGAACAGCAGUCUGAACAGCUCCCCACUCCAACUGAAAGCGCAUUUCCCGUCGCUACCACCAAUGCUCCCAAACCUCGGCCCUCAGUGUCUGGUGCCUCCAUCGUCUCUGGUGCUUCCAUCGCGUCUAGUGAUAGUGGAAGCAACACCUCCUCGAUCCUUCCUUCACGCCCAGCUGCUGAGCCAUUUUACUUUCCUUCAGCACGAACCAGAGCACAUCCCAAGAACCCAGGGAUCAACUUCGGCAAAGGCAAGAAGAAGGAGAGCAGCGGGGGCACCAAAUUGCCGACUGGUUUUUUGAGAAUGGGAUUGGGAAAGAAAUCGACUCCAUCUGGCGUCAGCGUCAAUCCAAGAGUAUCGGGAGAAAGUGCUGGCGCUUCACUUGCUCCACCACCGCAGUCCCUUUCUCGAGGGAAUACGCCGACCCCGCCCCGAGUUUACCGAGAAAGUAUCCCGGAAGAAGACGAGUACUCUUAUCUACCACAUAUAGAGACCAAAGUCGGUGUUUAUCCACUUGACUCGUACGAUCCGAUACUGAUGGAAGCCGAUCGCCAAACUUGGGAGUUGUUGCGGAAAAUAAAUCGGAUACAGGGCAAUCCAAGUUUCCACAACUACGGUGGAAGACCGCCUCGUGCCGUUUUGGAUCUAGGUUGUGGGUCAGGGACAUGGAUGUUGGAUGCUGCGAUGGCGUGGCGGGCAGCUGGAACGCAGAUCGUUGGCUUGGAUAUGAUGGACACUCUCCGUGGAAUGUGGCCCAUUGCGCAAAGGCAGGGUGUCGCUGAAAAUAUCAAAUUUAUUCGGGGAAACUUUGUCAAAGACUCCCUGCCCUUUCCAGACGGGUCCUUCGAUCUAGUCCGAAUUGCGAACUUGGCUCUGUGCAUCCCUCAGUCUCGAUGGGAAUUUGUACUUGCUCAAGUUAAACGGGUUCUGGUGGUAGGUGGUCGACUCGAGUUCAUUGAAGACCAUUUGCUCUUUCCCUACGGCAAACCUUCCGCUGCAACAGAACUUAGCUCUCCACAACUCGACACUCCCAUUCCUUCCACCGGCUUCUCACGGAUGAGUUUAGCAGACGUUGUCAAUGCUCGGCCUGCGGAAACUGAGUUCAACGACACGGAUAGCGAGGUUUAUAACCUGUACCACGUGGAAGAAGAAAAUGAGGACAACGAGUCCUUCAUUGACGGCGGUAUGCUUGCGCCUGCGACGCCCACACCAUAUGGUCAAUAUCCUUCUUCUCCCAUGGCACCAUCAAUUGCAGGUGGUUCCUCGAUUUCCACAACGACAUCAAUGGGAACAACAGAAGCUUGGCAUGAACAGGCACAGGCCGCCCGAGAGCUUGAAGCGCUUUUCGAGCAUAUGUUGACCAUGAAAUAUGGUAUCCACCCUCGUCCAGCCGAAUUCUUGUUUGAAAUUCUUUCGGGAGUAUUUGGGAGUGUUAAGGAAAUUGCAGCGAUGCAUUUGACAUUGGCACCUCCCGAACCAGCUGGACAACGCCAACAUGGUCUUAUAGAGACCGACGCACUCACACAGAGCCCAGGAGUCAUGCUUUGGCCUUCAACUUUUAUCCCAUUACAACCGACAGAGUUGGAAGCCGUCGUUUCCAAGCACCAACGCGUGUUGCUUUCGUGCAAAUCAGCACUAGUCGAGUAUGCAAAGGAAGUUGCUAUGGAGGGGGAAAGUGAGUCGCAGGGAGCGGCUGCAAUGGAGGCACUUUGGGACUACCAGAAUUUUCUCCGUGAGCGAUUCAAUCCUCCACCAGAAGUGAUCCGUCGACAAGCGGAUGAUACCGACAGUUUGCGGGAGUCGGUGUCGGUGGGCUCGAUCAGCUCAGAGGCCCUAAAUGACAUGGAGGAAUACCAAAGCGAACUGCAAUCCCGAUACGAGAGACCGGAAGGCGGGUCUAGACCCCGCCAAAAGAUUGACCCUACAACUGGAGAGACCAUGAUAAGGACAACGGACAAAUAUUAUGUAACCUGUCAAUUUGAUGGAAGCGUGACUGCAGACCCUUCCUCGACUGUCUCGAGUCGGAUGGCGUUCUCGGAAGCGGGACGCAGGGCUGGCCAGCGCCGUAUGCAGCUGGUAGUCGUGAACCGAGGCUCUGACUCGAGUGACGAUGAACCGCAAAGGACAAGAUAUCAUUAUAGUCCACCACCGCUGCCAAAUCCACCACCUCCAAAGAUCGCGACAAGGCAACGACUUCCUCCCCAACCUUCCUCCCACCCAUCCUCGCUCUCCUCCCCGUCUAGCAGUGCUGCUGACGAAUCAACACCACCUCCGUCCACUCCAGGCCUCUGUCUUGAUGAGACAGAGCAGACCGUUCUCAAACCACCACCCCUUCCCCGUAUUCCCACUGCACGGUCUUUCCAAUCACCAACAGAAACAUAUUCCCCCCAUCCUGUUGCAGACCGUGUUCUAAUUCUCGUCACCGGCGACUCAGAGCAUUUUGUCAAUGUCGACAUCAGCGGCGCUCCAAAUCCCGCCUUCAUCCGCGAGCGCGUGUUCACAAAGCUUGCUAUAUUCGACGAAUAUGACCAAGCCAACUUGUCGAUUUAUCGCACCGAGAUUGGCAGUUUCGCCAUCGGCGAUGCUCUCUCCGACGACAAGCUGUUUGAUCUUUGUCGCGAGCAAGGUGAUGAAAAGGGCUCCCUCAAGCUCCUCGUAUGUGCCUCGGCAGCAAAUGUCCAUGAAGUCCAUACCACUGGCACACUCGUUCCCCCAUUAAUCCCACCUCUGCAGCCCAGACGGCGGACUCGUUCACCAAAUGGAAGUGUCUCUUCGACCAGCGAAAACCUGCCACCCGAGUCUUCUGCCGGAUACGAGGCCGAUCUGGAGAAAGAGCGACGGAAUCUUCUCGCUCCAAACAGCCAAGCUCCGCAGUAUGUUGCCUCUCCUCUACCCUCCCGGUCAAGUUCUCCCCUACCACCUCCUCCAUUAUAUGACAAACAUGGAAAUAUAAUAGCGCCGCCACCCCCACCACCCCCGCUUUCACCGAAUCACCCAACAUCAGUCGACGACAACAUCACUCCCCCAGGCACUAUCUUGCACGCACGGGUUGCAUCCGAUGCUGAUCAAACCAUUCCUGAACCACAAGAUCUUCGCAGAAAUAGGCCGCAACAUAGUGGGCGAACCGCAUCACAAGGCCGCGACAGGCGAGCGCGUCACAAAAACUCAUUUAAUCAGAGCGACACGGAGGAUAGUCCCGGUCAAUUGGAGUCAUGGGUGAUGGUCAAUAAUGCCUCACGCUCUGACGAUGACCAUCCUCCAACUCCCAUUGAUGUCCGUAAUUCUCCUUCGUCUGCUGCUCGUGCCACGGCCCGUCAACAGUUAUCUCCUUCACGCUACAAGGCCUCUUCUCCCUACGGCGGUCGGACUUUGGCAAUACCAGCUCCUCCACGAAAUGCUCCCCCACCCAUACCUGCGAAUGCGCCUGAUCCUCGUAUUCCACCGCCACGUGCCGCUGGCCAGCCCGUCCCAAGCAAAUGGAUGGUGACUUGGAAAGGCUCUGAUCGCGGAGAGCAAAAAUCUCUCCCGACUCAAACAUCAACUUGGAACAGGUUCAAGACUGCCAAAAGCAUGGACAAUCUCCGUGGAUCAGCAUUAAAUUCGCAUCCAGCUAAUUUGCAACCAGGCGGCGGCAGACGGGCCCACCCGCUGCCGGUUUCUCGCUCAAGUGCCAGUGGGAUCCGUGACACAUUACUUUCCGCUGCAACUCCAACUGCGCUCGGAACACCCAAGUCUUUUGAUGGAGGCCGCUCUUAUGAGACCCGACAAAUUCGACCCCUGCCAAUACAAGGCUCCUCGCAUACGACCAUUCACGAACUAGGCCCCGCCCCCACAAACCAAUAUGGCACACGAACUCCUGGGUCCAUAUUAAUGUCUCCUAGUAAUGAACCAUACCCACGACCACAGUCGGCGGUUGGAGAGGCUAUCAACUCUCCGCAACAACGAUAUAACCGACACCUUCCCCCAACAGGUUUUGGCACAUCGCUUGAAGGCGAAUAUGGUCGUUCUCCGCGUGCACCAUCGCCCACCCACCCUUUUCCUACUUCUUCUCCUUCAACUGCCCUCCCAUUCAGGUCGAGUCGGCCCAGCGACGUUUUGCAAAGUCCUGGAAGCCCUCGUAGUCCACGCUUUGUAUCACGGGAUCGCAGACCUAGUUCUGCUGGUAAUGAAGCACGCCCGGAGAUAACUACAACAUCCGCCAAUGGAGAUGUUGGCGCAUCUCAAUGGGCUGCCCAACUAUUCCCAAGCGCAGAUUCCACUCUCGUUCCAGAGUCGAUGACUCUGAUGCCGCCACCGAAUGGCACUAUGAUCAGCACCCGAUCUUACGAUUCUGAUAGCGACGACAAUGACACAGGUACUUGGAAGAAGGCACCGUCUUCUGAGCGACCCAAAUCUAUUCUACGCGGACCAGCAUUGACGGUACAAAUCGAAGACUCUAACACUCUUCGGCCUAAUGGACAACAACAUCCUACUUUUGCCACUCCUACCCUCCGACCCUCGUCCCCCUCGCCCGCUGCUGCUAUUGCUAAAUCAAAACGAGAUAGACACGGAAGUACCUUCACCGCUCGUCAGGAAGAUACUUGGGCACCCCGACCUCCGCCUGAAGACGUUUACGAACGUCUAGAAGACUUCUUCCCUCAGCAUGAUUUGGACAAACCGGUGAUCGAGGCAGCGUCUGGCGGAACCUCGCCAACAAGCACUGAUCAAAUAUCCAUACCCACGCCAUUGACACCCGCGGUCCCUGACAAAGGACGCAUACGAGGGAAAAAAAGUAUUCGUAUCGUUGCCCAAGAACGCAAAAGGCAUAUGGACCGUGCUUCCCGCGCCGACGGUAUGACAUCGAUUCAGCGCAAGCGAAGCACAAAACUCUGGGGUAGUCGGGUGGAAGAAGUUGAUACAUCGAGCCUUCCUGAGUCGCCGUCAAGUGAUGUUUCCAGCACAACGACAUUCAAAUGGGUUCGCGGCGAGUUGAUUGGUCGCGGUACAUAUGGACGAGUGUAUCUCGCACUCAAUGCCACAACUGGAGAAAUGAUCGCCGUCAAGCAAGUCGAAACCCCACGCACGGCCAGCGACAAGAACGACACCCGACAAAUAUCUGUUGUUCAGGCGCUCAAGAUGGAGAGUGAGACCCUCAAAGUGCUUGAUCAUCCGAAUAUUGUCCAGUAUCUUGGUUUCGAAGAGACUCCAACAAACCUGAGCAUGCAAGUUAUUUUCUUCUUGUCCUUCUCAUCUUCUAAUCACUCCCGUAGCUUUCUUGAGUAUGUUCCUGGUGGCUCGAUUGGCAGUUGCCUCCUCAAGCACGGCAAAUUCGAGGAGGACGUCACCAAGUCGUUUACCUCACAAAUCCUGGCUGGAUUGGAAUACCUGCAUUCCAAAGGCAUCAUCCAUCGGGACUUGAAAUCAGAUAACAUUCUUGUUGAAAUGUCUGGUGUCUGUAAGAUUUCCGAUUUUGGUAUCUCCAAAAGGACGGACGACCAUAACGACGCCCACACGGCCAUGCAAGGCACUGUGUUCUGGAUGGCUCCAGAAGUUAUCAACACUCAGAAAAAGGGCUAUAACAAUAAGAUCGACAUCUGGAGUAUUGGAUGUGUCGUCCUGGAAAUGUGGGCUGGUACUCGACCCUGGACUGGGGACGAGAUGGUAGCUGUCAUGUUCAAGCUGUUCCAAUCCAAGCUUCCGCCACCUAUUCCAGAUGGCCUUGUAUUGACACAACCCGCAGACGACUUCCGACGCAGUUGUUUUGCCAUAAACCCGGAAGAGCGCCCGACUGCGGCUGAACUAAGAAGGCAUCCAUACCUGAUAGUCACUCCUGGUUGGGUAUUCGACGGGUUCGAAGCCCAGUAG